Messenger RNA from Paramisgurnus dabryanus, 1867 nucleotides. Its product is annotated as DLA class II histocompatibility antigen, DR-1 beta chain-like. The record is from RefSeq and is a predicted model, not a curated record. Lineage: Eukaryota; Metazoa; Chordata; Actinopteri; Cypriniformes; Cobitidae. Gene Ontology annotation, cellular component: MHC class II protein complex; membrane. Gene Ontology annotation, biological process: antigen processing and presentation; immune response.
CAUAAGCUUGAUAUUCCAGUUUGACUUCCAGUAUGUGAAACUAGGCUGGCACCACAGUCUCGGCUGAUAAGCUAUUUACUUUAAGUUUGCCCGUGCUCAUUUCUUCUGUAUGUCCGUAUAACAGCACUUGCAAAAAUGCAUCAUCAUCAUAUUGUGACAUGUAUGACCAUGUUUUUGUUUGCUUUGCUUGAAGCAGUGCAUGGACAUUUUGCAUAUGUUCUAUCUCGCUGCCGUGUACUUGGCUCAUUAGAAAACGUUGAGUUCAUCUUCUCAGUUAACUACAACAAGGCUGAACUGAUAAGAUUCAACAGCACCGAGAAUAAGGUUGUUGGUUACACUGAAUAUGCAAUGAAAUGGGCAGAUGAUUUUAAUAAACGACAAGAGUGGCUACAUGAGGAGGGAGAAAGAAAUGUGGCAAACUGCAAGAGCUAUGGAGCAAUAUUUCACUAUCUGUCCCAAAAAACAAUAAAACCAGAAGUCAGUAUCCAAUCAGUAAGGCAGGCCAGUGGUAAACAACCAGCCAUGCUGAUAUGCAGUGCUUAUCGAUUUUACCCCAAACACAUUAAAAUAUCCUGGAUGAGAGAUGGUGAGGUGAUAAAAUCAGAUGUGACCUCGACUGAAGAGCUGGCUGAUGGAGACUGGUAUUAUCAGAUCCACUCCCACCUGGAAUAUUUCCCAAAACCUGGAGAGAAGAUCAGCUGUGUAGUGGAGCACGCCAGCUCCAAUAAACCCAUCAUCUACCCAUGGGAUUCCUCUCUGCCUAAGUCUAGUAAAAAAGAGAUCAUUACUGGGGCUGCAGGUUUUGUGUUGGGAAUGAUAAUGACUGUUGGAGGACUCAUCUACUAUUUAAGAAAACGCACAGCACAUGUUAUAGCAGCUGUAGGUCAGGACACCAGAUUCACUCAACCUCUACAAACACUGGUUGAUGAUGACCAGUAGAUGGACACUAAGUUACUGUGUUACACCACAGACAUUAAACAUGAUGAAUAAGGUCUCAUAGAUCUUUAAACACAAUUAUUCUUGUUUAGAAAAAGAAAUAAUGACAAGGAACUAGUGGAAAACCUCUGGUUGUGUUUAUUUUGCACAUAAGCCGUACAUAAAAGAAAUGUAAACCACUGUGUUUUUGUCCAAUGACAUUUCAGAUAGGACAUAAAUGCUUGAGACUCGUACAAUAGAGCUCUUUGACUUGUUAGUUAAACAAAUAUAUACCGUAUAUAUAGCCUAUAUAUGAAAUGUUUUGUUUUUGUUUUAUAAGAAUUAAUUAAUUUUAUGAUUAUUUCUCAUCCUUUUACAAUGUUAGGUCAAAAUAUGUACCACAGUCAAUGGGGCAGUACCCUUUUAAAGGUCCCAAUAUGUACCAUUGGGUAUAGAUAUGUAUACAUGUGGUACCACUAUGUAUCUUUGAGAAUUUAAGAUUAUCUUAAAAAUAUCUAUAUUUUUAAAAGGCAUAAGAAAUGGUGGCUGUAUUUAGUUUAUUUAAGUCAAAUUCUUUUGGUUAUUUUACAAACAGCCUGAGUUUAAAAAAUACAAGUAAAACAGGACAUACAAGCUGGAGAACGCACAGAGAUGUGUUUUUAUUGCAAAUGCACUAGAAAUGUUUGUAAUGCUGCAUUGAGAAUAAGAUAAAAAUAAAACUUUGUUUUGGUUAAAUGACAAUCAGUUGAUAUAAAAGUGGCAUGUAUCUAAAAAAAGCUGAAUAUAAAAUAACAGGUAUGGGGAACUUCAACAGAAUAUAUUAUUGAUCAGUGACAUGCAUGAAAAAUUGUUGUUAUGUUGCUUCUCAAAAACAAUAUAAACAGAGAUCAGAAAUGAGGAAGCUUCUGUAAAAAAAAUACAGAUGAACAAAGGUACAUUUAUCUGUAUGACU